AGUCGGGGCGGUCGCUUGGAAGUGAGGAUUGUUUUAAACGUAUGUUAGAAAUAUGGCUGUGUCUCUCAUUAUAAAAUGGGGUGGGCAAGAAUUUUUAAUAACCACCUUGUCAGAAGAGGACACAGUGUUGGAUCUCAAGCAAUCACUCAAAGGACUUACAGGAGUGCUACCAGAACGCCAAAAACUUCUGGGACUUAAAGUAAAAGGCAAGCCAGCAGAAAAUGAUGUGAAGCUUGGAUCAUUGAAAUUGAAACCAAAUACGAAAAUCAUGAUGAUGGGGACUCGUGAGGAAAGUUUGGAAGAUGUCCUUGGGCCACCUCCUGAUAAUGAAGAUGUAGUGAAUGAUUUUGAUAUUGAAGAGGAGGUUGUUGAAGUAGAAAAUCGGGAGGAGAAUCUGCUGAAAAUCUCCCGCAGAGUUAAAGACUACAAAAUAGAAAUACUGAAUCCUCCAAGAGAAGGGAAGAAAUUGUUGGUUCUCGAUGUUGAUUACACAUUGUUUGAUCACAGGUCAUGUGCAGAAACGGGAAUUGAGCUGAUGAGGCCCUACCUUCAUGAGUUUCUGACAUCUGCUUAUGAAGAUUAUGAUAUUGUAAUUUGGUCUGCAACUAAUAUGAAAUGGAUUGAAGCUAAAAUGAAA
Molecule: messenger RNA, 637 nt
Organism: Protobothrops mucrosquamatus (brown spotted pit viper)
Lineage: Eukaryota; Metazoa; Chordata; Lepidosauria; Squamata; Viperidae
Gene: UBLCP1
Product: ubiquitin like domain containing CTD phosphatase 1
Exons: 7
Biological process (GO): protein dephosphorylation
Cellular component (GO): nucleus
Molecular function (GO): protein binding; protein serine/threonine phosphatase activity
Source: RefSeq, a predicted model, not a curated record